AUGGCGUUGAGGUGUGAGAGAAGACGAAGACAUGUUGACAACCUCAGUAUUGAAGUCUUCAAGUUGCGUGGAGAAGAUCUAAUUGGUGGAAGAAACAAGGAAGGUAUUAGUAGGUGCCCGCAAGCCAACAUUUCAGCAAAUGUUGGAUCUAAAGAGCUUG
Messenger RNA from Sphenostylis stenocarpa, 160 nucleotides. The record is from the annotation of a GenBank genome assembly. Lineage: Eukaryota; Viridiplantae; Streptophyta; Magnoliopsida; Fabales; Fabaceae.